CAUUUGAAUAUUCAGGAUUUUUAAAACAAAGUUUAGAAUUAGAAUAUGGAAACUCGGAACCGGGAUAAAUCUACGACUCAUACCCUCAUUUUGCAACUUUAGGAACCGGAAAUUGGACUUAUAAAUUUUUAUUAGACCCCCAACCAGAAUUGCAGCCCUUUUUUUAUUCCACUUUCCAAACUGAUAAUGUUGUACACAUUAAUUAAUCAAAAAUUCUAACUCAAAAAUUACAUCGUUAUGACUCUUCACGCUGCAAUCAGGUAAACUUAAUUACCACCGCAAACAUGAUCGCCAAUAAAAGCUGCCUAAUGGCCCGCGAUACCUUAGGUUAUGCGCACAAUAACUUAAGGCUCAACGGGGAAGACAGCGAGAGGGAAAAUAGUGCUUCGGAUGUAAACUCCUACGGGAGCAGCCCGGAGUCUUAUCUUAGCGCGAUUCCCGUCAAAGGCUUGAAUGGUAUCAACCCAUUCAUUGCUAACCACAUAAAUUCCGCUAUUCAUGACGAUAAUAAAAAGACAGGGUCAAAUGGUCCACUUGGAUCUUCAUUCACGAAUAUGUCUAAUUGCAAGGACAUUCUCAAACGGUUAGUGUCCUCCACGCCCUCUCAAUUGAUGUUCGACCCAAUGUAUUCACAAAUGAACAAAUAUCUUCAGGCCCUUCCCGUCGAGGAAUUGAAAAGGAUAUCAGCAUUGCAACGAAAAGAAAUUCAAGCUAGGUACAGUGAUCUGGUUAGGAAACGUCACCAUACUUCGCACAUCGAUCAAUCAAAUCGCCUCACGGAAAAUAAAAAUAACGGGAAACAUUUAAUUAACGGAACCGUGAUGGACAGUCGUAACGAUAUUAAAUGCAAAAAUAUAUCGCCUAUCCAAUCGAAAAGCCCCGAAAUCUUAGAUUUGCUACAAAAACUAGAAGAACUUAACACCCAAUUGAGAAUUGUUAAAAACAAAAAGAAUAAACAGGGCGACGCAGAAAUUAGAGAGCUAAACGAAUGCCUUUCCAACAGCGCCAUUAACGGAGAUGACAAAGGAAAUACCGGCUCGUUGGGUAUUGCCAAUAAAAUCAACGGAAUAGGAAAUCAACUCCUUCAAAACAAAAAAGAUAAAAGCUUUGACAUCACACUCAACACGCUUAAAGAUAUUUAUAAGAACAAGGAGGAUAUCUAUCUUAAACAAAACGAGAAGAUAAAUCAGCAUCAAAAGUUUUUGCGGGAUCUCCAAUCCGAGCUUUCUUGUUUGGUUAAGAAACUGGAAUCCACUUCCAAAAUAGUUUAUCUGCAACAAGAAGAUAAUCGCUCACGCAAAACCCUUGAAGCCCGCAAUUCAUUGGUAUUAAAUGAUCGCAAAAAUCAUCGCAUAUCGUCAGUUUCGAGUGCGCAAAGCCUUUUAAAUUAUAGCCUCAAUAAAUUAAAAUCUUCUCAAGCCACUUCAAAUCAGUCUCUUGGAACAGGUUUAACUACCGUCGUUAAUAAGCAGCAAUAUCAAACCACUCCCAACUUUAAAUAUAUAUAUGGGUCGCCUACCGACAUAAAUACACCUGCGAAAGAUCACCGUAACAAAUUAGGACCCAAUUUCGGCAUCGUUACGUCGACCUCUUCUUUAAACGUUAGUAGAUAUACCGGAUUUAUAAACAAAUCCGCAAAUCAUACCACUUACUCUUCCGUCACGUCCCCUCAAACCCUUUAUUCGUCUCCCACCAAAAUUUUAAUUCUCGAUAACCAGGAUUUCAAUUACCACAUUUUUGAGAACAGCACCCUCCUAUCAUCUGAUUCUGAACUUCUCAAAGUGUCCCAGGCCUUGAAUGAAUUAAAGUUAUCUAGCAACCAAACCAAAACUUAUGGUGAUAAUUACAAUGGCAGUCCGGUUCAACUCUUUAAUAAGAAUGGCGAAAAUAUCAACGCUUGGAAAUCCAACAACGCGACUAUCGAUAUGUCAGAGAGCCCCUUGUACAUCGCUAAUAAUUUGUCGCCCCCGAUAAAUAGUUUAAUGGCUUCUAGUCAGUAUCAAACACUCACAAAUAGUGGAAAUCGAUCUUUAAAUAGUCCUAUUCUAAAUACGGGCUAUAUUUGUCCAGAUAAAUAUAAUUAUAAUAUUAAUAAUAAUAGUUAUAAUGCUAACGUAAAUCGUUAUUCGAGCAAUGUUAGACCUUUGGUUUCCGAUACUGUAUCUUCUUUAUUUACCCAUUCGAUUAAAACAGAAUUAAAUACAUCUCAUAAUCCAUCGCUCUCAUCACCAUAUACCAGCAGAAUACUUAACACGCCUAAUCCUUCACUAUGCCAUAUUACCCCUGUCCCUUUCGUUUCCAAUUUCGCUAUGCACCCUGACUCCCAUCACUUUGCUAAUCUUUCAUUUAGCAAAGUGGAAAAAUUUCACUUUAACCCUCAUUCACUUAAAAGUAUUAGGCGCCGCCACAGUUACGCCGAGCCCGAUACCAGAGAUGACGAGUACUCCAGAUUUAUGGACGCUUUUGUGCAUAAUGACAACUUUGAUUCUAAAAAUGAUCAGUAUUACCAUGAAAAUUCGGAUAGAUUUGAAAACGGGCAGAAGUUAGAAAAAGUAACGGCCUUACUUAAAAACAAUUUAUUCGAAUAUAAUCAUCGUUUUCCGACUAUUAUAAACGGUCACGUUGACAAUAAAAAUAAAUCUUCACCUCUCAUCUACAACGCCACAUCGUGUCUAUAUGAUUCCCAUAAUCGUGCGCUCACCCCUACCAAAUACUAUACUCCUGUUUCUUUUAACUUGGAUACAACACGCAAUAACAUUUCAUUUUCCUCCCCUUUCUCUUCUGAUUCUACCCAGAAUAUCGCAGGCGACAAUAGAAGGAACAACAUUAUGUCAAUACUGAAUCAGGACGAUUGUAGUCAAUUUCCUACGAACCAUUUUACUGAGCCUUUGUCUGAUUACAGUAAUUCCGCAUCCCAAAUUUCGAAUGACGACCCAAAUUUAGAUAAGAGAUCUCAAGACGGUAGUAAAAGUGUAAAUCACAAUACUAGUAACAAUGAUUCGAGACUGACUAACGCUGUAUUGACCUCUUAUGAUCACGAUAAUUUAGGGAUGAUUCCAAAUUCUCUUAGUGAUUGCGACAAACGACUGGUCACAUUAUCGGAAGGUGGGGAAAUAUUUUACGAUUUUUAUAAUGAUGAUCGAGCGAAUCAUGAGGAUAAAACUUAUAUUAAUUUUACGAACGAUGAUGACUUUCAUUUAUCAACUAACCACCGUGCAUUUAUUUCUCAACCAUCUAAUACAGAUUAUCGGAAAGAUUCUCCCGAUAACAUCACCACCAUUUUGGAAGAAUCGAAUAUCGGUCUCGAAGACGAAAUUUCAAAAAACGGGCUGGUAACUUUAAAUGACGAUGAUGAUAGUUACGAUAAUGAUGAUAUUUCUGCAGAAAUAAGGAUUGACAAAUCAGACGACCAAUUUAAGCUAAAAUCUUGUGUCAAGAAAAAUUUUGCGAUCGCUGACGAUGCCACACGUAAGCAGAGAAAAGUAUCGUUCGAUCCAUUAGCGUUGUUGUUGGACGCUGCCCUUGAGGGCGAAUACGAUUUGGUAGUUGAAUCCGCUCAAAAGGCCACAAAUCCUAGCGCCUCCAAUGACGAAGGCAUUACAGCCCUCCACAACGCUAUUUGCGCCGGGCAUUUGGAUAUAGUUAUGUUCCUGGUUGAAUUCGGUUGCGAUAUAAAUGCCCAAGAUAGCGAUGGAUGGACACCUCUUCAUUGUGCCGCGUCUUGUAACAAUUUCUCCAUGAUCAGGUUUUUGGUGGAACGGGGUGCCUCUGUUUUGGCUACCACACUCAGCGACAGAGAAACUCCUUUGCACAAAUGCGAGCAAAACGAAUUUGAUUUCCGGCACUGUGCCGCUUAUUUAUAUCAUAUCCAAAAAAACACGGGCUUAUCUAAUAGCGGACGCGUUUAUGCCCUAUACGAUUAUGAAAGUCAAGAAGCCGACGAGCUGAGCUUCGAGAACGGAGAAGAACUCAUAAUUAUCAACCAAACAACACAUUUGCUAGUGAACGGUUACGAUCAUGACCCCGUCAAACUGGAUCCCAAGAAUAUGGAAAAUGAAAAGGAUAUCCAGAUGUUGAACGGAGGAAAGGAUUAUGAUAGCAACGAAGAAAAUGCUCCGGGUAGUUUAGACGAAGGAGACCUUGAAAGCGAUUGGUGGCUCGCCAAAAAUUUUAAAAACCAAAAGGGGCUUGUGCCCAAAAAUUAUGUGGGGCUAUAUAAAAGAGUGCAAGUUAAUCACAACUAGAAACAUCUUUGAAAACUUGUAUGAUUUCGGUGGCAUUACGUAGACGGUCAAAUAAUACUCGUUUUUAAACUAAAAUUGGACCACGUAUCAUCAACAGGGCUUUCUUGAUACUUACGAAUAAAACAAUUAUGAUAAACAUUUAUUAUUUCAAUAAAUUGUAAUAUUAAUAUAUUUUUUAUUAUAGUUUAUUUUUAUUAUAUAUAUAUUUUUUUAAAUAUUUUCUAAAAUAAAUUUUUACCCAUUCCCUUAAUCCUUCUACCCCCGACUAUACAAUUACUAAACCAAAAAUGUAUAUAUUUUUUAUAUGAAAUUUUAUUUAAAAAAAUUUAUAUUUCAGCCCCUUUUUUCUUAUUCAAUCAAUACAAAGUUAAUAAAAUUAUUUAAUUUUUAUACCCAGAGUAGAGAUCAGCGCGCGCGAACCGGUUCCUUUAGAUUUUUAUAAGAGAGAAAGAAAAUCAUAAAUUUGAAAUUAUUUUAAUAUAAAUUUGUUUUUAAACAGUUAUUUAGAGACAGUCUCGGCUCACAUAAAGAUUUUUCGCGGCGGGCCGAGCAGAUCUCUAACCCAGAGGUUGGUAUCAAUAAUAUUUUUUCACCCUGAGUUUUUUUUAUUUAUAAUAAUUUUUUUUAUAUAGCUAUUUUGUAAAUUUUUCCAACUUUUAAUGAACGAGAAAGAUUAUGGAAAAUUAUAAUUUUAUAGUAGUUAAUUUUUCUUUAAUAAGCUUCUUUUUUUUUUUAACAAUUUGUAAUAAAUUUUUAUAACAUAAUUUUUUGAUAUUGGUGCUGCUCGCGAAAACAUGAUAAAUUUCUGAACGGCUCCAUGUACAGGUGAUUUUGACGUAAAACUUGUUUUGAUACCUAUUUCCUUAUGAGUAUUAUCUUAAAUUAUUUUAAAAUCAUGAUUAUCAAAUAUUUUUUAUAUUAUAUCUGUUUAUAUUAUAUAUAAAAAAAUG
This is a messenger RNA of Gordionus sp. m RMFG-2023, 5194 nucleotides long. RefSeq lists its product as uncharacterized. Gene Ontology annotation, cellular component: nucleus. The coding region runs from base 285 to 4244 and encodes 1319 amino acids. Gene Ontology annotation, biological process: regulation of apoptotic process. Lineage: Eukaryota; Metazoa; Nematomorpha; Gordioida; Chordodea; Parachordodidae. The record is from RefSeq and is a predicted model, not a curated record. Gene Ontology annotation, molecular function: p53 binding. The transcript is spliced from 14 exons.